Molecule: messenger RNA, 624 nt
Organism: Monoraphidium neglectum
Lineage: Eukaryota; Viridiplantae; Chlorophyta; Chlorophyceae; Sphaeropleales; Selenastraceae
Exons: 1
Coding region: 1-624 (207 amino acids)
Source: RefSeq, a predicted model, not a curated record
AUGGUCACGCCCGCCUGCAAGCCGGACAACGUCCAGCGCGUCGCCGGCUGCCUCAAGGGCAUAAUCUGCUCCCACUGCCGCGCGGUGCUGCGCCAGGCGUACGUGAUGCCGCCCAAUGACGACGAGCUGGAGGAGCGUUACCAGUGGCGACAAGAGCGCACGCGCGUGCAGCGGCGCGCCGCGCAGGCCGCCCCAGCCGCGGGCGCCGGCGCGAGUGGCGGCGCGGGCGCAGGCGCUGCCGCGAGCGAUGGUGUGGGCGCAGGCGUGGCGGGGGUCGCGCCGGCGCGGCAGGCGCUGCGGGCGCUCCCAUCUGCGAGCAGUGGUGGCGCGAGGCCGCCGAUCCCGCCGCCACCGCCGCCGCCGCCGCAGCAGCAGCAGCAGCAGCAGCAGCAGCAGCAGCGGCAGCAGCAGCAGCGGCAGCAGCAGCAGCAGCAGCAGCAGCAGCAGCAGCAGCAGCAGCAGCAGCAGCAGCAGCCGCAGCAGCCGCAGCAGCAGCUGCAGCAGGCGCUCUCGCUAUCGCUGCCACUGCCACGCCAGCCGCAGCACCAGGCGCAGCCCCACGCCGGCGCCCCCACGUCGCUGCUUGCGCAGAACGCGCCGCGGCCCGCCCGCCCCGCAGCGUAG